AUGAUACCUGCCAAAUCAACACUGCCAAGGACCUUGGAUGGCCGCUUUGUCUACAUGGGCGAAGGUCAAAAGGUACCGAACAACAUUGCGGGCCUCCUCAUUCAUUCGUCCGUGAGAGUCAUUCCUCGAUGUGCCUUUGAAGGAUGUCACAAUUUAUCAAGUGUCGAAUUCCAAGAGGGCGUUGUGCACAUUGAAGACUCGGCCUUUUCAAAUUGCACCAAUCUCGAGUCGGUUCACUUGUGCUCAAGUGUGGAGACUAUUGGCAUUGCCGCCUUUUUAUUUUGCUUGUCCUUGCAAGACUUGACCUUGAACGAUGGCCUGGCCCAGAUUGGAUGUGCCGCCUUUUGCGGCUGUAUUUCGUUGACCAAGGUGUCUCUGCCAAGAACUGUGAGUAUCCUCCAAGAGGGUACCUUUAUGAACUGUGCCGGUCUGAAAGAGGCGAUCUUGCCGGAGGGUCUGAUUUCGAUCGGGGCCUUUUCUUUUGGCAACUGCGGCAGCCUAUUGCCUCUUCCCACUCUUCCCGAAUCGAUUGGUUCCAUUGGAUACCAAGCUUUCCCAAUAACAAAUUUUGAGAAGGACAUUGAACAUGUCGAAGAUACCAAACCAGCAGCCAUUGCCACUAGCUACUACCACCAAGUCAAUCCUUUCGCUCUAAAUAAAGGCGAAGUAUCGUUGGAUCACGUCAAGGUGAAUGCCAGACGCGAAUUGGAACUCCAUUCGCUGCAAGACCAGCUGGAACAAUUCAAGCUCGAGAAUGCGCAACUCGUGACAAAGUUGGAAGGUAUGAUGAAACAAAAGGAUGCAUUGGAGCUCGAAGUGCAGUGCUGCAAACAGGCAGAACAUGUUGACGAUGACGACUUUUCGGAAGCAUUAUCCGCAGCAGAAGAAUUGAUUUCGGUCGAAGAUGAAAUGGUAGCUUCGCUCACUUUGGACGAUCAGGACUUGGUUGUCCAACGACCUUAUAACUUGACAAUCAAGUCCAAAACCAAGAUGGAUUCAUCACCACCAUCCUCCACCUGCUGUGGCAGCAAUAUCAAAUCUUGUUUGCACGAAAUGAAAAAGUUGCUGGGAGCCGCAUCACCCAUAUUGCGACUGCCUAUGAAGAAGUUUGCCGAGGUGGAUGCCUGCAUGGAUGCCCAUCACCGCAAAAUGAUGGAACGAAGACUUGAAUAUGAUGGUACUACUGCUUCUGCUACUGCUACUGCUGCUUAUGCUGAAACCCAAGAGGCACGAGUUGAAUUCCAAACGAUGCAGGUUGUUCAUGACGAGACGAAAGCCGCGGAAGAAGAAGAAGAAGAAAAAGCAUUCAAUAAUGAUUCCUCCACCUUCGAGGUUUUCACUCUUGUGGUUGACGAAAAAAAGUCUGCUGAAGCUAGAGACGAAAAAAAGUCUGCUGAAGCUAGAGACGAAGGUGACGACGACAAUGAAGAUGAUUGGAUUGCAGAUGGCUUUUGUUAG
Messenger RNA from Cylindrotheca closterium, 1458 nucleotides. The record is from the annotation of a GenBank genome assembly. NCBI's taxonomy places the organism in Eukaryota, Bacillariophyta, Bacillariophyceae, Bacillariales, Bacillariaceae.